Molecule: messenger RNA, 1995 nt
Organism: Hibiscus syriacus
Lineage: Eukaryota; Viridiplantae; Streptophyta; Magnoliopsida; Malvales; Malvaceae
Exons: 9
Coding region: 120-1871 (583 amino acids)
Source: RefSeq, a predicted model, not a curated record
GGGAAACGGCUAUCAGUGAACAAAAAAUAAAAAAUACCAAGUGCCAAAAGCCUUUUGCCUCUCUCUACCGGCUAGUUCACGCUCCUCUUCGUCGGAUCUUAGAUCUACGGCAACUAAAAAUGGACGAUUUUCAGAUCAACGGUGCCGGCGGUGAAGAAGUAAUCGGAGACGAUUUCUACGAGGAGAUUGAGGCUCCCAAGUUCGUGGACCUCUCCGCACCUGAUCGUUGCCGCACUGAACACGACGACCGUUACUGGUUCUGCCUACGUGUCGGAUGUGAUCAAAAGCAUGAAGAAGAAAUGGACUCUGAAGAAAUUUAUAAAAAAUUUGUUCUUAGGGUUAUGGCAGCUAGGAGUCCAAGUGUUGGGAUUAGAAAAGCUCUUUGCAAAAGAGACUCAAGGUCAAAAUUGGAAUGCCCCCGUACCGUUCCUGCUAAGUCUUCAAAGUCCAGAGUAUCAAAAUUGGCUAUGAUUUCAUCCAUUUCACAAAAGAUGGGUGAAGCAAAAGUGAGGGUGAGACAUGUUGCUAAGCAGAGUUCAACUACAUCAAAUGUGAAGGCAGCAAAUCAAUCAUCUACUAAGGCCUUGACUACACCAAGGAAUCGAAAAGCACUCCCGAAUCCCACUACUUUUCGAAGUGCUCAGAAUCCAAAACCGACUACAAUUAUGGUACCAAAGGAUAGAGUGGUGGCAAAGGCUUUGGUGUUUCACUCUCCAAAGAAGGUAGUGAAGUUGAAGAAGUCUGUAGAACUGAGUAGUUCGUUGAGGAAGAUAUGUACAGGGAUGAAGAAGCUUGAGAUAAACGAUGGAAGUAAGAAGAAUGCAUUGGGGUGUAAUAAUAAACCUUUAGAUGCUCCAAGGAAACAGUUGAGAGGGAGAGAGGUUAAAAGCCGAGUGUAUGAUUCUUUGCAUUGCCAGAAGCAGAAGACUCAGGAAGCUAAAUCUUUAAAACGUUUUCAGAAAAAGAACAGCAACAAAGACUUGCCGUUGUCCGAGGCCCCUAUGUGUCCUAAACCAACUGAAAAGGACUCGGUUGAAAGUGCUUCGAAGAAUCCUUCAUAUAGCUUGGAGCAAGCAAUUGGCGAGAAUGUCAAAAUUUCAGAGUCUGAAGGGGACAAUGAAAUUAAUGAGAGCAGCAGCCACGAAGAGAACACUAAACCGUGUUCUAAGGACAUUGAAAUCUCAGAAGCAACGGAGAAUGACGACAAAGAAAAUGCUUUGGCAUCGAACAUCAGAGUCAGUGAAAGCAAUAAGGAAAAUGCAACAACUUCUGGUGAAAAUAGACAAUUGAAUUGUGCUACGGGAAAGCAGGUGAAAAGGGAUGUUCUUGGGAGGCAUGAAACCUCUAAAAACAUUCAAAAGGGUAAUAAAGUAAUGAAUAAGACAACGAAAGAAAACUCUACAGCAGAUAAAGGUGCUCAAGGGAUGAAGUACAGAAAACCAAAGCUUACAAAUCCCAAGCCUUUUCGACUUAGGACCGAUGAAAGAGGAAUUUUAAAAGAGGCAAACUUUGAGAAGAAGCAUCUUCAAGCACCAUUGAAAGAAACAACCUUUACAGGACCCCAAGUUGGAAAUUCAUUGAGGAAACAUCAGACUGUAGAAAUAAACGAUAUCGGUGACAAUGGAUCAGAUAAAGUAACACUUGAAGAUCAACCACAAACCAUCAAGAGUUCUAGCUCGAAGAAAUCUAAAGGAUCAGCGGAAACGAAGAUUUCUUCUGGUACUCCACAAAAUCGUAAUGUUCUUAUGCAUCAGAAAAUGACAUUUCCAUCAAUGAUGGAAAAAGGUCAAGACAAGGCAGCUCAAAAAUCCAAGGACAGACAGAAUAAAUCACCAUCAAUCAUCAAACAAUUAGUAAGACCACGAGGGUAAGUAGUAAGCUGGAAAAAUCCCAUGAAUAUGAAUUCGUAUGUUCUGUAAGGGGUUAAAUCAUAUUCCCAGUUACAGGGUAGCAUCUAGUAGGAAGAAGCUGCCCAGGCCCCAGAUCCCCCAAGGA